Molecule: messenger RNA, 1832 nt
Organism: Aspergillus pseudotamarii
Lineage: Eukaryota; Fungi; Ascomycota; Eurotiomycetes; Eurotiales; Aspergillaceae
Product: putative F-box and JmjC domain protein
Exons: 2
Coding region: 218-1684 (488 amino acids)
Cellular component (GO): nucleus
Molecular function (GO): cis-regulatory region sequence-specific DNA binding; protein binding
Source: RefSeq, a predicted model, not a curated record
UGGUGGUUGAUGGUUACUAUCGGAAGUAGAGAAUUUGCCAUCAGCGUCAUUCGGUUUGGCCGGUUUAUAGUUUGUCUCCCCAGGGGUUUUUCUUUAGACUGGCCUACUGUCCUUUGGCUCGUUCGCUUUCCUUGAUAUCCUUUAGGACCCAUUGUGUUUCGUUGGCGGGCAGUAUCAAACCCCACCCGAAAAGGAAGGCCUAACGCUUGUUUCCAAAAUGCCGGACAUCGCUUCACUGGACAACCACGAUUUGGUCGGGCAUGAUGCCAUUCCCGGUCAUCCUUUGGGGGUGAAGCCCAGUGGCAAUGCUUUGCUUGCCCAUGAGAAUCUUCGUGCUACGAUUGGAACCUUCAAUUUGUUACCCGAUGAACUGAUCUUAAUUUUACUAGAGUUUAUUGAUGGACGCAGUUUGCUGCGUAUUGGGCAGACAUGUAAAGCCUUCUAUGCGUUUACUAGAGCCGAGGACUUUUGGAAAUCUCUUUUCAUUGGAUCCCCUCCAGCCUCGUUUACCUGGCAAGGAACAUGGCGGUCUACCUUUCUCAACAUCCCCCCUUCUAAAGCGGCCAUCCUAGACUGCUCGACUUUGUAUUCGGAUGCCCUGCACCGUCCCUUCUACUGCGCACAUAUCAUUUUGGACCCAUACGUCACCAAUAUCCCGUCCAGAAACCAAAUCGCUCGUCUCCCGAACCUUUCCCCGGAAGAAUUCCAUGAGAAAUGGUCCGACACUCCAUUUAUCCUGACUGAACCUGUCAAGGAGUGGCCCGCCUAUCAAAACUGGACCGUUGAAUCGUUGUUGUCGAAAUAUGCGGACACAGUUUUCCGUGCGGAGGCUGUGGACUGGCCGUUGAGGACGUAUGUCGAGUACCUGAAGAACAACUCGGAUGAGAGCCCUCUCUACUUAUUCGACCGGGCAUUUGUGUCUAAAAUGGACCUCAAGGUUGGUCAGCCCGAUGAGGAACCCGACGCCACAUAUUGGCCACCACCCUGUUUCGGAGAAGACUUCUUCUCCGUCUUGGGCAAUGACCGCCCUGAUAGGCAGUGGUUGAUCAUUGGUCCCGAGCGGUCAGGAAGUACUUUCCAUAAGGAUCCUAAUGCCACUAGCGCCUGGAACGCAGUAGUCCGCGGCUCCAAGUACUGGAUCAUGUUUCCCUCGUCGUCUAAACUCCCCCCACCCCCAGGAGUGUAUGUCUCUGAGGACCAGAGUGAAGUGACGUCCCCUCUGAGCAUCGCAGAGUGGCUUUUAGGAUUCCAUGCCGAAGCCCGGCGCACGCCGGGCUGCAUUGAAGGUAUCUGCCAGGAGGGAGAGAUUCUGCAUGUGCCCUCCGGUUGGUGGCAUUUGGUGGUAAAUAUUGAGCCGGCCAUCGCAAUCACACAGAACUUUAUCCCGCGUGCACACCUGAGCGCAGCUUUGGACUUCCUGAGUAACAAGGCUGAUCAGAUCUCGGGUUUCAGAAAAGACGUUGACAACCCUUACGAACAAUUUGUGAAUAAGAUGCGCCAGGCCCACCCAGACUUGCUUGAACAAUCACUUGAUGAGCUAAAAAAGAAAACCGAGGGCAAAAAGCGGAAAUGGGAUGAAAUUGUCCAUGGAAAAUCAGAACAAGACGGUGCUGGAGACUCAUCUGAAGCAGGUGGAUUCAGUUUUGGAUUUGGGGAUGACGGGAGCGACGUGGAGGUUCCCUGAUCCACAGAUUUGCAUUAUGAUUGAUGAACAAGACCAACUCCGGGUCAGAAAUGCAAAAAUACCAUUAUGUGAUAUGCAGUACAUGCUAUCGAGCGGCUCACCGUUAAGCUUUGCCAAGCCUAAAACUUUCCACUAAUAUUCAAACGCA